Molecule: messenger RNA, 1261 nt
Organism: Eptesicus fuscus (big brown bat)
Lineage: Eukaryota; Metazoa; Chordata; Mammalia; Chiroptera; Vespertilionidae
Product: capping protein-inhibiting regulator of actin dynamics-like
Exons: 1
Coding region: 1-1173 (390 amino acids)
Molecular function (GO): signaling receptor activity
Source: RefSeq, a predicted model, not a curated record
AUGGAGCAGCUCUUUCUCCUGGACAACGGCGCGCUGCAGCUGGCUUGGGAUUCCGAAGAUCGGGCUGCAGAGCGCCAUCCUACGUCGUCCCUGCUCUUCCCAGACUGGACACGACCCGCGCUGCAGCUGGCUUGGGAUUCCGAAGAUCGGGCUGCAGAGCGCCAUCCUACGUCGUCUGAAGAGCAGGCUGCAGAGCGCCGUCCUAAGUCCUCUGAAGAGCGGGCUGCAGAGCGCCCUCCUAAGUCCUCUGAAGAGCGGGCUGCAGAGCGCCCUCCUACGUCGUCUGAAGAGCGGGCUGCAGAGCGCCGUCCUACGUCGUCUGAAGAGCGGGCUGCAGAGCGCCCUCCUAAGUCCUCUGAAGAGCGGGCUGCAGAGCGCCGUCCUAUGUCGUCCCUGCUCUCCCCAGACUGGCCACGACCCGCGCUGCAGGUGGCUUGGGAUCCCGAAGAUCAGGCUGCAGAGCGCCGUCCUGAAGAUCGGGCUGCAGAGCACCGUCCUACGUGGUCUGAAGAGCGGGCUGCAGAGCGCCAUCCUACGUCAUCUGAAGAGCGGGCUGCAGAGCACCGUCCUACGUCAUCUAGGUCCUCUGAAGAGCGGGCUGCAGAGCACCGUCCUACGUCAUCCCUGCUCUCCCCAGAGUGGCCAAGACCCUCGCUGCAGCUGGCUUGGGAUUCCGAGGCUGCAGAGCGCCAUCUGUGGUCCCCGCUAUCCUCAGACUCGCCACCUCCCCUCUGCCUGCCCCUGGCACAGUCCUCCAGCCACCACAGCGAUGACCACCAGCCACUGCUCUGCAGUCCUUGCUGGCAGCUGCCCUCGGUCUACCUGCAAUACCGAGCACUCUUAGCUGAGGCCCAGAGCCCCUCGGAAGAGAGCCCAGUGCCGCCCAGUGCAGGCCUCUUGCCAGGAGUCCCUGCAGGAGCGCCUGAGUCCCCGGAGCACACCCCCUCCCCGGAGCUUCCUGGGGCCCUGCGGCCCAGCGCCUGUGCUGGAAAGGGGCCGCUGGACACGGAGGCCUGGGACCCCUGGCAGCCUUCAGUGUGCAGUCCGCCCCCGGGCCCCACCGGGUGGCGCCUGCACCUGCUUGGAGCGGGCUGCCUGCAGUGCAUCCUUCGUGCUGUCUCCUCUUUGAGCCGCUGGGCUGCUGACUGCUGGGCGACAGUCCUGGACCUGUAGGAGCCCCCAGACUGUGCGGGCGGGAGGGCGCCUGUUGUGGACAAGAGGCCUGAAUCAAAUGUAAACCUGUUUUAAUAUUAAAUAUUGU